AUGCCCCUCGACUUUCGCUUGCUUCUUAUCCUCGCCGCCCUCGGCGCGCUCUACUUGUUGCCCUCUGAUGUGUCGGCCGACUUCACCGAUACGAGCGAGGGCCCCGGCGAGGAAUUGGCGGGCUCCGAAUCUGGAUCCAAAUCGGAGAUGGCCGCGCGAAAGGCUUAUACACCCACGACGUUCUUGCCCGGCCAGGUCAUCGAGCCCGUCUACAACUCGAGUCUGACGGUGGGUAAGCGGUUUCGGUACAGCUACUUGCCGCUCUACGAUUCGACGGAGUACAUCUCCGUCACGCUCGCGGUGCAGCAUCGUCGCGAAGAGGCUCGAGCGACUGCCGGCGAGGGGUUCACCAACUAUACCGUAAGGCACUCCUUCGAACGGAUCUGCACGACCGAGUGCCGCUCGUAAAGGUCUCUUUGCUAAUCCUUGCCCUCGUCUGCAUGUCUACUGCCUCCACCACCACAGUUGACGAGCUCUCUCGCGCGAGAUGCAUCGGACACCGGUAGCGGCGGCAGAUUGCAGAGCUGGUUCUUGGUCCCCCAAAACGCCUUGCCGAGCGAUGAUGGGACUUACUUCUCCUUCGUGAGUAGAUUUCUUUGCGGACACCUACACAAAGGAAACGCAGGCUGACGAGAAUUUGUCCACCUUGUCUCUAUGGGGACAGAUCGAGACGGUCGAACAUCAAGACACCCAAGACUCGUCCAAGUCGAGCCACGACGAUCGGCUCCACAAUUACUUGGUCGAGGUCAAGCUGGUUCGGUAG
This is a messenger RNA of Microbotryum saponariae, 763 nucleotides long. The record is from the annotation of a GenBank genome assembly. NCBI's taxonomy places the organism in Eukaryota, Fungi, Basidiomycota, Microbotryomycetes, Microbotryales, Microbotryaceae.